UUUAUCUUUAGUAGUGCUCAUUUUGUAUUGUUAUGCUGUACAUCAAAUUUCUAUACUCUUGUGUUAGUUCAACUAUCAGGGCUUCCCUGAGACGCAGUAUGUGUAGUUCUAUUGAAGUAAAAAGUAUCUUGAGGUUAGUUUACAACCAUGCUGUCGAAUCGGUAAAUCCAACAUCUUUGAUGAAAAAAGAACUGCAAUUAGAGAAUGGAUAUCUCAUGACUCGCAUCAAAAAUUUUAAAGUGGAUAAAAAUUGCUAUGUAGUUGGAUUUGGCAAAGCAGUACUCGGUAUGGCUCAUCAAGUAGAAGAGAUUCUAGGUAAUCAUGUGAAAAGGGGCAUCCUAAGUAUUCCAAUUGGGCAAAAAGAGUUGUUUAAGUCAUUGACAUUUAAAGGUAACUCAGUUAUUGAGAUAUUUGAGGGUGCAAAAUAUAAUACUCCCGAUGAACAUUCUGAAUUGGCUUCUAAUCACAUAAAGACAUUGUCUUCUUCUCUUUGCUCUGGCGAUCUUUUGAUAGUUUUGAUUUCGGGUGGUGGAUCGGCAUUACUGACCAGUCCUGUGCCUCCAGUGACAAUGGAUGAGAAAGUCAAAGUUAUCAAAUUAUUACAGUGUUCUGGUGCUGAUAUCAAAGAAUUGAAUUGUGUUCGUAAAAGACUAUCGCAGCUUAAAGGUGGCAAAUUGCUUGACUUAGCAUACCCAGCCACAGUUUUGUCUUUUAUUCUUUCAGACAUUGUUGGUGAUCCUCUUGAAUUUAUUGCAAGUGGUCCAACCGUGAUAAAUAGAGAUAGCAGUGAUGAAGCCUUAGGCAUAAUAGAAAAAUAUUCUUUGUUCAAUCACUUGCCUAGAUCUGUUCAGAAUGUUUUAUGUGAACCAAUGUCAAAUAUAUAUUGUAAUACAGAAGCAAAUAACUUGAUCAUCGGAAGUAAUAAAAUAGCUUUACAUCAUGCAUCUAUUGAAGCCACCAAGCAUGGUUACUGUAGUCUUAUUCUUUCAAGCUCUGUUGAAGGACUCGUUUCUGAUGUAUGUAAUAUGUAUAUUAAUCUUAUAAUUUUUAUAAGUAAGGCUAUGGACAAAGAAAUUGAUGAAUCCUCGUUUAUUACAAGUCUAAGCUCUAUAUCAGAAGCUCUGAGAAUUGAUGAAUUAUCUUUAAAAGAGCUGACUCAUGCUAUUUUUAUAUCAAAUAAAACAAAACUUUGCUUGUUAUUGGGCGGUGAACCCACAGUCAAGGUGAAGGGAAACGGAAGAGGAGGCCGUAAUCAGCAGUUGGCAUUAGAGUUUUCCAACCUGCUAAAAAACAAGUUCUCAAGUUCGUUCAAAGUUGGGUUUCUUAGUGGAGGCACAGAUGGAAUUGAUGGGCCUACCGAUGCUGCUGGGGCGCUGGCCUAUUCUGGGCAGUUGGAAAAUAUUCACACUUUCAACCUCAAUGCUAUUGAUUUCAUAGAAAAUAAUGACGCAUACUCGUUCUUCAAACAAUUGAACAAUGGCGAAGAUUUAAUUUUCACUGGACAUACUGGGACAAAUGUAAUGGAUAUUCAUUUGAUCUUAAUUGAGAAAUGUAGUUACUAAAAUAUGAGCUGUGGCACAGAGUAAUCUGUUGAAUUCAUACACUGCUGACGGAUACUUGGCUUUUUUACAAUGACUGCUGCUCUGCCAGGAUCAUUGGCGUUCGAUGAGUACGGCCGGCCGUUCAUCAUCAUCAAGGACCAGGACAAGCAGAAGCGGCUGACGGGCAGUGAAGCCAUCAAGUCGCACAUCCUGGCUGCUCGACAGAUCUCCACUAUCCUCAGGACCUCUCUCGGUCCCAAAGGUCUGGACAAAAUGAUGAUAUCCUCGGACGGCGAUGUGACCGUCACCAACGAUGGCGCAACUAUCCUCAAGAUGAUGGACGUCGACCACGAGAUCGCUAAGUUGAUGGUGCAGCUGAGUCAGUCGCAAGAUGACGAGAUUGGCGACGGCACGACGGGUGUGGUGGUGCUUGCUGGUGCCCUCCUCGACCAAGCCGAACAUCUCAUCGACAAAGGCAUUCACCCAAUCCGUAUUGCUGAUGGCUUCGAGCUGGCCGCUCGCUGUGCCGUCAAACACCUAGACACCAUAGCGCAUAGUUUCCCUGUCGACCCCAACAACCUGGAGCCCCUCAUCCAGACCGCCAUGACCACUCUCGGCUCCAAGAUCAUCAACAAGUGUCACCGUCAAAUGGCUGAGAUCGCUGUCAACGCUGUCAUGGCUGUAGCCGACCUGGAGAAGAAGGAUGUCAACUUUGAACUGAUCAAGGUGGAAGGUAAAGUAGGAGGCCGAUUGGAAGACACAAUGCUUGUUAAGGGAGUUGUUGUCGAUAAGGACUUCUCUCACCCCCAGAUGCCUAAAGAGCUGAAAAAUGUCAAGAUGGCAAUCCUCACCUGCCCAUUCGAGCCGCCCAAACCCAAGACCAAGCAUAAGUUGGAUGUGACAUCUGUUGAAGACUACAAGCAGCUGAGGCAGUAUGAAGCGGAGAAGUUCACUGAGAUGGUGAAGCUUGUGAAGGACGCUGGAGCGAACCUAGCUAUUUGCCAGUGGGGUUUUGAUGACGAGGCUAACCACCUUCUAUUGCAAAACGAAUUGCCAGCCGUGCGUUGGGUGGGCGGUCCUGAAAUUGAACUAAUCGCCAUUGCUACUGGUGGCCGCAUUGUGCCUAGGUUUGAAGAACUGAAACCGGAGAAGCUGGGCUAUGCCGGCGUUGUUCGCGAGAUUAGCUUUGGAACAACCAAGGACAGGAUGUUGGUAAUUGAAGAAUGCAAAAACUCGAAGGCUGUCACGAUCUUCAUCAGAGGAGGAAACAAGAUGAUCAUCGAAGAGGCUAAACGAAGUAUUCACGAUGCUUUGUGCGUUGUUAGGAAUUUGGUGCUAGAUAAUAGGAUUGUAUACGGAGGUGGUGCAGCCGAGAUAUCCUGCGCUCUGGCCACAAUGAAAGAGUCUGAACAGAUUCCAACCUUGGAGCAGUAUGCACUGCGUGCCUUCUCUGAAGCUCUGGAGACUAUUCCGAUGGCGCUGGCAGAGAACUCUGGCUGGUCGUCGAUCGACACCCUCACCGAAGUGAAGGCGCUGCAGACUGAGCACAACGACCCCUCCCUCGGUAUCGACUGUAUGCUCAAAGGCACUUACAACAUGAAAGAGCAGAAUGUCAUCGAAACCCUGCAGAGUAAGAAGCAGCAGAUUAUGUUGGCCACUCAACUCGUCAAGAUGAUUCUCAAAAUUGAUGAUAUCCGUUCACCCAAUGAUGAUCCUGGGUACUAAAAUACCCAAAUUUUUUACUCAUUGGCAUUUAUUUUUUUCCAUUUUCAGUUGAAUAAUUCGUUUAGUUUUUACACAGUUAUUCCAACUAUUUUCUCCCUUAUGUUAGGCACCAAUGUGUCUUGAACUUGAAAACGCAUCUACUUGAAAAUCAACGUUUUUAUUAACUUCCUAUAAGUUGCUAUUCACUUUUAAUUUAAAAUCAUCAAAAUGUUACAUUCUAUUAAUCCGUUAUAAUUGAAUGAAAUAUCAAUAAUUUAAGUUAGUAGAGCUUUACUAAUUCACAUAAAUAAAUUUUAAUAACACAUUA
Molecule: messenger RNA, 3573 nt
Organism: Nilaparvata lugens (brown planthopper)
Lineage: Eukaryota; Metazoa; Arthropoda; Insecta; Hemiptera; Delphacidae
Gene: CCT5
Product: T-complex protein 1 subunit epsilon
Exons: 2
Coding region: 1632-3266 (544 amino acids)
Biological process (GO): protein folding
Cellular component (GO): chaperonin-containing T-complex
Molecular function (GO): ATP hydrolysis activity; ATP binding; ATP-dependent protein folding chaperone
Source: RefSeq, a predicted model, not a curated record